GAUCUGUCGCUCAGUUGUUGCAUACUUCUCGGCGUGACCGAUACGCGAACCUAAGAAACCAAAGAAAGGAACAGAAAAGAAAAGAAAAACCUCGUUAAAGGUGUAAAAUCUAGUGAAAGUGCGUUCCAAAUUCAAUUGGCAACAUUUCUCCCCUUCCAGCUGUGAUCCGAUUCCAAACGCCCGCCUAAAAGCUCGCUACGAUCAAUGCGCAGUCAGGGAGGUUCGUUUGCAGUGGCGCUGCUGCUUCUGCUGCUGUUAACAGCCGCUUCCACAGCGGCCGAUGCCGAACCAGAUGUGGAGUCCUCUGUUAGCACCCUGCCGCCGGGUGCAGACGCUCCCAGGAGGAUGGUAAAGCGUGCACCCACUUCCAGCUUCAUAGGGAUGCGUGGCAAGAAGGAGGAUGAGAAGGAUCAGCGGGCGGCCGAUUGGAUGGGACCCGAUCCCCUCGACUAUGCCGAUAUGGAUGAAGACAGCAUCUACUACGAGAACGGGAAGCGGCUCAAGAAGGCCCCCAUGUCCUUUGUGGGCAUGCGAGGCAAGAAGUAUAUACCCAUUAGCAACCGUCUGUCCAACGUCUUACAUCAGAUAGAGGAGCAGCGAAUGCGCGAGAACCUUCUCGAGGACCUAUUCGAGCGCCUGGCGGCUGGAGACGACAGUGUUGGGGAUGUUGGGAAGCGGGCACCCACAGGUUUCACGGGAAUGAGGGGCAAGCGACCGAUGAGCGGAGACGAUGACGAUAAUGAUGCCAUGGAGCUGCUCCAGAAACGGGCUCCGGUCAACUCCUUUUUGGGAGUGCGCGGCAAGAAGGAUGUUUCCCAUCAGCAUUACAAGCGAGCGGCUCUGUCAGAGUUCUGGCACAAUUUCUUAAAAAAGGCCUACGAUGUGAGGGGCAAGAAGGAGCGUUACGCGGACUUCAACAGCAAAUUUGUGGCAGUGCGUGGCAAGAAGAGUGAGCAGGACGCUGGCCUAGACACUGGCGAUGGCGAUGGCGAUGGCGAUCAGCAGUACCUGGUGCGUCCCUGGCUCUACCUUUGGGCCGAUAACAAGCGGGCGCCCAGUGGCUUUCAGGGCAUGCGCGGCAAGCGUCCAGCGCUCGCUGAAUAGACGUCGUUCGCUUCAUGGGGUUGACAGUGUUUGAAGUUCCUUUUAGAGCUACGAAACUAGGAAGAGAAGGCAGAAUCAGACAAGAAUCAGAGUUACAGACGACGACAAAAGAGUGUUUGCAAUAAUCUCAGGGCUGGCGAUUAUUGCAAGCACCUUAUGCUAACACACGCACAAACACACAACACAAGGACACAAUUGGCUUUGCAACAUUUUCUUUCGGUGUAAUAUAGAACGAGACUUGAAUUGAAUCCAAAGCCUCCCCAAUCAUUGAUCUAUCUAUUGCAUAUCUAAUUAUAAAA
Messenger RNA from Drosophila miranda, 1403 nucleotides. RefSeq names its product tachykinins. The transcript has 4 exons. The coding region runs from base 205 to 1104 and encodes 299 amino acids. The record is from RefSeq and is a predicted model, not a curated record. Lineage: Eukaryota; Metazoa; Arthropoda; Insecta; Diptera; Drosophilidae.